Vicia villosa (hairy vetch) is the source of this 1572-nucleotide messenger RNA. Its product is annotated as flap endonuclease 1. Gene Ontology annotation, molecular function: DNA binding; 5'-flap endonuclease activity; 5'-3' exonuclease activity. The transcript has 18 exons. Lineage: Eukaryota; Viridiplantae; Streptophyta; Magnoliopsida; Fabales; Fabaceae. The coding region runs from base 115 to 1299 and encodes 394 amino acids. The record is from RefSeq and is a predicted model, not a curated record.
UACCCUUACUGGAGAUCGCGCGGGAAGAAGUUUAUUUCCUCGCCCCCUUUUCUUUUUCUGCCGUCUCACUCCAUCCAUUCCACUUUCUCUGCAAAUUUUUCACACACAACAACAAUGGGUAUUAAGGGUUUAACAAAGCUUUUAGCCGAUAAUGCCCCAUCAUCCAUGAAGGAGAACAAAUUCGAAAGCUACUUUGGCCGCAAGAUUGCUGUUGAUGCUAGCAUGAGCAUUUACCAGUUUCUUAUUGUUGUGGGAAGAAGUGGAGCUGAAAUGCUCACUAAUGAAGCUGGCGAAGUUACUAGUCAUUUGCAAGGAAUGUUUUCGCGGACUAUCAGACUUCUAGAAGCCGGGAUGAAGCCAGUAUAUGUUUUUGAUGGGAAGCCACCGGAUAUGAAGAAUCAAGAGCUGAAAAAACGUCUAUCAAGGAGAGCUGAGGCGGAAGAGGGUUUGUCGGUAGCAAUAGAGGCUGACAAUAAGGAAGAUAUUGAAAAAUUCAGUAAACGGACAGUGAAGGUGACAAAACAACAUAAUGAAGACUGCAAAAAACUUUUAAGACUCAUGGGAGUGCCCGUUGUGGAGGCACCCUCAGAAGCAGAGGCUCAGUGUGCUGCUCUUUGUAAAGCAGGAAAGGUGUAUGCUGUGGCUUCUGAAGAUAUGGAUUCCUUAACGUUUGGAGCUCCUAAAUUUCUUCGCCAUCUAAUGGAUCCUAGCUCAAAGAAGGUUCCAGUAAUGGAAUUUGACAUUGCAAAGAUUUUGGCGGAGCUAGAUCUGACCAUGGACCAAUUUAUUGACUUGUGCAUUCUUUCUGGAUGUGAUUACUGUGACAACAUUCGAGGUAUUGGGGGCCUAACAGCUUUGAAGCUCAUACGUCAACACGGCUCUAUUGAAAACAUACUGGAAAACCUAAACAAAGAGAGGUACCAGAUAGCAGACGAUUGGCCAUAUCAGGAGGCUCGACGACUUUUUAAAGAACCACUGGUCUCAACUGAUGAUGAAGAACUUAAUCUUAAGUGGUCUCCUCCAGAUGAAGAAGGGUUAAUAACAUUUCUAGUAAAUGAGAAUGGGUUCAGCAGUGACAGGGUGACAAGGGCAAUAGAAAAAAUUAAAGCGGCAAAGAACAAGUCAUCACAAGGCCGAUUGGAAUCAUUUUUUAAGCCAACUGCAAAUCCAUCUGUACCUAUCAAACGGAAGGAAACACCAGUGAAUGAUGCCAAAGGGGCUAACAAGAAAACUAAGGCUAGUGAUGCUAAAGGGGAUAACAAGAAAACUAAGGCCGGUGGCGGUAGGAAGAAAAAAUAGUUGGUUUUGUAACUUAAACUGGCAGAGUUAUUUACAUGUUUAUCAGUUGGAAUGAAGGAGGAUAUAAUCGUAUUAGUGAUGCGAGUUCUUCCAAGUUGUAAAAUAUUUAUGCGAAAUCAAUUUGGGGAAAUUGACUAACUUUAGUUAGAGAAUUCUAGUAUUUAAUAGUUUGAAAUACAAUGCUUCAUUCGGUAGAGAUUUCUCAGUUCUCCCCUUUUUGGGUUAAUUUGACUUGCAUUUUUUUUCCUAAUGCACUGCUUCACUAUUUCACUA